CCGGCGGCCACUUGCGAAGAACUUCCGAAACUCAGCCUUCACGGCCCCUGGUGCUGAAUUUCGAAGUGCGAGGUACUCCCGCAUCGCAGCAUUAAAUAGGAUCAUUCGGUGUCCGGAAGAUAAGAAUCCAUCGCGUCGCUAACAGCUGCACCAUGCACAAGCCCGCGUCCCAUCAGUGCAUCGUAUGGAAGAGGGGCCUUCUAAGCGGGAGUAUAUAACGCCCGGGGAGAGGCUAUCCUGCGCCUGGCCGACACCCACCCAAUCCCGCUCCUCGAUGCAGCUCUCUGCGUUUCUGCCGUGUCUGGGCUGGAUGCUCCUUGGGGCGCACGCAGCCAAAUCCAACCACGCGACGCCGAAGUGGGAGACGUUCACCUCUGCGCGGCCGUCCUCAGGCCUGCGCUUCGUGACGGACUCGGCCGUGUGCGAGACGACGCCGGGCGUGGGGCAGCAGUCGGGGUACAUCGAUGUCGCGGGAGACGCGUCCAUCUGGUACUGGUUCUACGAGGCACGGCAUUCGGCUGAUACAGCUCCGCUGACGCUGUGGUUGAAUGGAGGACCAGGUCGGCUGCUCGGCUAUGAUUGGCAUGUUUCAAGAGAAUGGGCCGUGCACUGUCAACGCAGACAGCGCUUCGACGACCCUGAACCCAUACAGGUCGGUGCAUCCCCCCUACCGCAUCCCCCCUACCGCAUCCUCACCGGCUGCAGCUGGAACAAUGCGAGCAACCUGCUGUACAUGGACCUGCCAGUCGGCGCAGGGUUCUCCACCGGAUCGGCAGCCGUGGGUACGGUCGACGAGGUGACGCAGAUGCUAUGGGACGCGCUGCAGAUCUUGUUCGAGAGCCCCGCAUUCGCGAUGUUCGCCAACAGAAAGAUGAUCUUUGCCACGGAGAGUGCCCAUUUCGGACCGAGUGCGAUUGCGUAUUUCCAGUCCCAAAGCGCGUUGGUAACGCAAGGAAAGCUGAGCGGCCAAAAGCUUGAAUUCAACGCACUGAUGAUCAACGACGGAAAGCACGAUCCCCUGACUGGCUACGGGUCCUAUAUCUCGUUCGCCUCGGAUGCACCGGGAUACGGUCCUCUCCAGCCCACACACGUCAUCAGCAACAUGACACAAAGCUACAUGGAGACCGGCGGAUGCGCGGAUCAGCUCAAGCAGUGCUACAGCGCCGGGAACGGGACUGCCGCCGACAAGCUCUGCGCGACUGCCGAUAAUUACUGCACCAGCAAACUCUUCGACCCCGCGGUGCAAGGCUACAAUCCCGACUACCUGCUGGAGAGCAGCUCGUCGAAAGUCACGUUCCCGCCGUCGUAUUAUCUGAACUACGUGACUUCGGCGAAAGUCAUGAACGCUAUCGGGGCGAAUACUACGUUUGAUGGGUGCAAUGCGGCUAUCAAGACGGCGUUCUCAGUCCAGGGAGAGCUAGGGCGGACGGCGCUUCCCGACCUCGCCGCUCUGGCGAACGCCCAUUUUCCUAUCCUGAUUUGGGUUGGAGACGCGGAUAUCAAAGCGAACUGGCUCGGCGUGCACCAUGCGAUGGUGUCGAUGAGCUGGUACGGCAACCUGACAUUGAACAACACGGCCCUGACGAACCUCACGCUCGGCGGGUCCGCCGUCGCCGCCGUCAAGACGAUCGACUCGUUCACCUUCGCGCGGGUGUACGGGGCGGGGCACAAUCUGGCGGCCUACGUGCCCUCGACCGCUCUUUACUUCUUCAACCAGGUCGUGACCCUCGUCGGCCCGUCCGCCUCGAACAACGGCACGACGACGGGCUCGGCGUCGGCCGCUGGCUCGUCGUCGACGUCGGGAUCGACUUCGAGCGGCGGGAGCCCUCCCCGGGGAGUCGAUCGGAUUUUAGCGGCCGGGGCGAUUCUUCUGAUAUCUCAUGUUGUGCUUGACGGCACUGCUGCCAGACCCGCCGGAAUGAGCUCGAUAUCAACCAAGUCAGAGAAACAACCCUCGGUCUCGAGGUCACCCAAACCGCCCGCAGCGGCGGCCCCGUUGCUUAACCCCCUCAGCCUCGCCUGGGUGCGCCCCGCGCUCGCCAAACCGCGCACAUGGAAGACGCUCACGCGGUGCGUCGUCGCGGUCGCCGCGACACUCGUGCUGCUCGUGGACCGCACGACGAUGAACGAGAUGGGGCAGGUCGCGUUCUUCGGGAGCAUCCUCGCGUCGAUCCUGACGCCCUCGAUGGCGUUCAGCCUGUUCGCGCUCGCGGGCACGCUGCUGCUGCUCGGCAUGCUGCUCGGCUGGGCCUGGAGCGCGGCGGCGAUGGCCGCGGCGGUGGCGGUGCGGGAUCCGGUGCGGGAUGCGCAGCGGGCGGCGGUGGCGGCCAAAGCGUUCUCGCCGGACCUCCCUGCCUCGACACAGCUCUCGGUGCUCGUCUUCCACGGCUACUUCCUCGAUGCGCGCUCGUCCGCGGUCUACGGCGCCAUGUUCUUCAUCGGCUGUUUCGCCAUGGGCGUCCUGCGCGCACGUGCACCCAAGCUCACGCUGUUUUCCAUCUACUCGACGAUUGUCAUGGACAUCAUGUUCACUUUCGGUCCCCUCUUCCCCAGCAAACGAUACAUGCUCGCCAAGCUGUUUAUUCUCCCAUCUGCGUACUAUGUCGCCAUCGCCGGGGUCUCGCUCCUCUUGAUCUUCCCGCAGAGCCUGAAUCAUGUUGUUUUAACGACGCUCGAUGGCGCAUUCUUCGGGUCGGCGCUGACCAUUCUCGGCCUUCAGGGCUCCGUCCUGUCCACCGAUCCGACGGACCAAGAGACGUGGUCUGGAAUUGCGGCCAAGGCAGCGACUGCCCGUGCUGGACUCGCAGGAGGUCUGGCCGGGGUCGGCGCUCAGAUCGGGAUGAUCGACAUGGAGAUCAGCAUCGGCCGAUUGGGACCCACAGAUCUCAAGAGGAUGGUUUCCGAGCUGCGCGCGCUGGGAUUCCGUGUCAGCGGCCUGCUGUCUUUCCAGACCGUGAUCUCCGCCGUCCACGCCGACGAGAUCCGGUACAACACGACCCCGGACGCGUCGGCGGCUGAGCUCGGGCGGCCCGCGUGGACUCACAGAGACGGCCGCUUCGCGAAACGCAAGCGGCUGAUCGAUGCGCGCGAGAAGAGGCACGGGCACACGCUCCAGAAACUAGUCCCGAUUCUCGAAGAGGCCAGCGCGCCACUGCGCGCGGCUUGCGUGGAGAGCGUCAGUGUGAUGCGGGGUUGGCUGGAGGGAGCGAACGUGUACCGCUGGCGCUCGUUCUUUCUUCCUGGUAGCGCGGAGAAGCAGGAGGCGGAAAUCGCGCGGAGGAAAGCGGUUUUGGAGUCCACGAUCGCUAAACUGCAGACUGCGCUGCACGAGUUCCGGACGGUCGGGCGGGUCAAGCUGAUCAAACCAUUCGAGCGCUUCUUCGACGCGUCUGGGAAACUCAAGGAUGGACUCGAUCCCUUGCGCAAUAUGGCCGGCAAGUCUGAGCACGAGAUGUUUGCUCUCAGAUCGUUGUACAUCUGCUUCGUGUUCAUCGACACUCUGGAUGCCUUCGCAGCUCGGAUGCUCCGCCUGCUAAAAAAGACUGCGGAGCUCGACGCGAAGCGGCCGACGCCGAGAAUCUGGUUCCCCACUGGUUUCGGCAAACUGUGGAGGAAGCUCACCAGCAGAGGCCCGAGUCCGGUCGACGAUGCGCCUCUGUCGGAGGGAACUGCAGUCGAUAUGACCAGCUUUGAUGAGCGUGAGAUCCAAGCUGAGGUCGAGGAGAGCGAGUUGGACUCGGAGCAUGUUGAGGAGGAGCACGAAGGGCCGCAAGAACGCAAUCCCGAUGCACUGCCGCCGAAGAACGGUUUUGAGCGGUUCCUCGUCCGAAUCGGCAACUUCCUGCGGUACUUCAAGUCUCCCCAGGGUAUUUUCGCGCUCAGGCACGCCGUUGUCUCGCUCGCGCUGUGGGUCCCCGCGGUCGUCCCACGCACGGCCUGGUUCUACUACGAGAACAAAGGGUUGUGGGCGCUGAUCACCGCGCAGACGGGUUUGGCGACGUACGCCGGCGAGCAGCUGCUCACGCUCUUCAUGCGCAUGACGGGGACGAUCGUGGGCAUGCUCGUGGGCAUCGUGGUCUGGUACAUCGCAGCGCCCGGCCACGGAGACGGCAACCCGUACGCCGUGGUGAUCGUCACGACUGUGUUCGCGGCGCCAUUUGUAUUUGGGCGCGUGUUCGGGCCCGUGUCGCAGAUGAUGUUCUGGGCGUUCAGCGCGCUGACGAUCAUGCUCGUCGUGGGUUACUCGUAUCUGGACAGGCACUACCAGCAGAUUGCGAACCCCGGCGUCGGACUCGAAACGGGGUGGAAGCGGGGCUUGCUGGUGGUCGUUGGGUUCGUCGGCGGGAGCCUGGUGAUGAUGUUCCCGAAGCCAACGACCGCGCGCAUGCUCGUGCGCAAGUCCCUUGCUGCGACCCUGCGCGAGCUGGGGAUCACCCUCGCCAGUGAGGUUGAGGCGUUCUUGGCGGAAGAGGCGCGGGCGCGGCAAGGGGACUACGGCCGCGAGGAGAUCGAUAUCGAGGAACCCUCGCAGUCGGAGCCGACGGAAUUGUCUCCCAAGGAACGCCGUAUCAGGCGGCUUGCAGCGAGGGUGUUGAUUGUGCUGGAACGACUACAGCACCUGGCGCCGUCGCUGCUGACUGCUAGAUGGGAACCUCAGCUCCAGGGUGCCUGGCCUGCUGCGGAAUACCAAAAGUUGCAUGCCUUGGAGUCUCGAUUCGUCACUUAUCUCGCGUUGCUCGCGGGUGCUCUGAGUAAACUGGACACAAAGUGGUGUUCUCGUCUCGUGCACAAGACACCGUUCAUGAAUCCCAAUAUGCUGUCCGACAUCUUUGCGACGAUCUCGAUACUGGGACAUUCUCUCGAGAACGGACAUCCCGUGCCUGGGACCCUUCCCUGUCUGCGGGAGCGACUGAUGUACCACGAUUCGCUGUUGCAUCCCGAGCACGUGCACGAUGAUUCGUCGACCGGCUCGAUGGUGCAACCGGACGACUCGGACGGGGACUCCAUGGCCGAUCUGGUCAAAGGCAAGAUUGACGGAGGAAGUAUCGGGGUGGAGGAGCUGUCGCUUGCCGUGCUCAUGGCAAGUCGGAUUGCAUGUUCUGGGUUGCUCGCUCACGAUGCCCACUUUCCAGGACGCGCAACUGCCGACGAACUCGACUGGUCCGUCCAUCUCUCUCCAUCGAUGUCCAGUUGGUUUCCUAAUCUGACCAUACCCCCAGCUGUAGUCGCCCUUUCUAUGAUUUUGGGUGUGAUCGAUGACAUCGGUGUGAUCGUCCGCGACCUCUGCGGACGGACGAGUUUCCGCGGGUUCGAGGACCUGCACCACGACUUUUUGUCCAAGGAGGAAGCGGGGCUGGGCACAUUUGCCGCGAAGUAG
Mycena citricolor is the source of this 5377-nucleotide messenger RNA. Lineage: Eukaryota; Fungi; Basidiomycota; Agaricomycetes; Agaricales; Mycenaceae. The record is from the annotation of a GenBank genome assembly.